UUUGCCUACAAAAUAAUUAUUUAUUUGUCUUAAUUUUUCUUGAGAAUCGUUCUAAUCGGAAAACCCAAAAAGUCAUGUGUGGUGGAGCUAUAAUUUCCGAUUAUAUACAGACGAGCCGAUCGUCCCACCGGCUAACCGCCGACUUGCUCUGGGGAAUCGGCGGAGGUGGCGAUCUGCCUGAUAGCAAGAAGGACAUUAAGAAGAAGAAGAAUACUAGCAAUUUCUACUCGAAGCAACUUAGGUCUGAGAUCAUUGACCUAGACGACGAGUUCGAGGCUGAUUUUCGGGAAUUCUCCGAUCAAGCAGUGGAGGAGCUGGAAGACGUCAAGCCUUUCGGUUUCUCUGCCUCCAAACAUUCUGCCAUCCUCUCUCGAGGCACCAAGUGUGGAAAUUCAUCUGAUUCCAGUGAUGAAUCUGGAAAAUACUUAAAGAGAAAGAGGAAGAACCACUAUAGAGGUAUCCGACAGCGUCCAUGGGGCAAAUGGGCUGCUGAGAUCCGUGACCCAAGGAAAGGUGUACGAGUCUGGCUUGGAACUUUUAACACUGCUGAAGGAGCUGCCAGAGCGUAUGAUACUGAGGCUCGAAGGAUCAGAGGCAAAAAAGCUAAGUUGAAUUUUCCUGAUGAAACUCAACUCUCUGCCUCAAGACGCACUGUAGUUGCGAAUCCUCAGAAAGUACGAGUCAAGGAAGAUCAAAGUCAGGUUCAACCUAGUCUGAACGAGAGCAUGACUUUCAUGAGCAACAUAGAAAAUGACCACUGCAAUUCUUUGAAUCUUGUUGAAGAGAAACCACCAGCAAAGCAGUUCAGCUCUGUUGAUGCUUAUCCUACCGUUGGAGAUAUGGAAUUCAAGUCAUAUUUCCAAUCUGAUUGUGCUAACCCUUGCUUCAAUUCUGAUCAAGGAAGUAGUUCCUUUGGUUGUUCUGACUUUGGGUGGGAAGAACAGUGCCCAAAAACUCCAGAAAUAUCAUCGAUUUUUUCAUCUGCAAUAGACUGGGAAGAACCCCAAUUUGUGGAGGAUGCAAACUCAUCAAAGAAACUGAAAACUAGUCCUUUAGAUUUGGUGCCUGCUGAUGACAAUAACAAGAAGUUGUCUGAAGAAUUUUCAGCUUUUGAGUCCCAGAUGAAGGUGGUUCAGAUGCCUUAUCUUGAGGGAAAUUGGGAUGCAUCUCUUGACGCCUUCCUAAAUGGGGUUGCAGUCCAGGAUGGUGGGGAUGAGAUGGAUCUUUGGACAUUUGAUGAUAUCUCUGCUAUGAUGGGGGGUGUUUACUGAGCCUGCUAUUGGCCUUGUUGUAGCUUUCUGUAAAUAAGGUUACACAUUAGUGAAUUUUCAGACUAAAUUGUUUUCAUAAACAUGUACGGUUUCCAUCGGUUAUGUUUCGUUUGAAUUUGCGAGCUUGAUUGCUCCUAGUUUGAUUUUUA
Molecule: messenger RNA, 1420 nt
Organism: Coffea eugenioides
Lineage: Eukaryota; Viridiplantae; Streptophyta; Magnoliopsida; Gentianales; Rubiaceae
Product: ethylene-responsive transcription factor RAP2-12-like
Exons: 2
Coding region: 75-1271 (398 amino acids)
Biological process (GO): ethylene-activated signaling pathway; regulation of DNA-templated transcription
Molecular function (GO): DNA binding; DNA-binding transcription factor activity
Source: RefSeq, a predicted model, not a curated record